Messenger RNA from Zymoseptoria tritici IPO323, 819 nucleotides. RefSeq lists its product as uncharacterized. The record is from RefSeq and is a predicted model, not a curated record. The annotation marks the transcript as partial. Lineage: Eukaryota; Fungi; Ascomycota; Dothideomycetes; Mycosphaerellales; Mycosphaerellaceae. The transcript has 3 exons. Gene Ontology annotation, cellular component: cytoplasm.
CUUCUGACAUAGAUAUAUUGCCAGGAGGCGUUGAAAGCAUGGAAGACGAUGAUGAUCUCCCGCCCAUGCUUGUCGCAGCAGAUGGCUCAAACGAUGCUGCUGAUGAGACUAACUUGGAAGAGCUCCAGGCGAAGAGAGUUCCCAUCACGAUCAUCACAGGCUACCUGGGAGCUGGGAAGACAACAUUACUGAACUACAUAUUGACGGCUCGUCAUGGCAAGAAGAUCGCAGUAAUUCUGAACGAGUUCGGCAACAGCAGCGACAUCGAAAGAUCUCUUACGGUGAACCAAGGCGACCACAAAGCCGAAGAAUGGCUUGACCUUGCCAACGGAUGUAUAUGCUGCUCCGUCAAAGACCAAGGCGUCAAUGCUAUUGAGAGUCUCAUGGAGCGCCAGGGAACUUUCGACUACAUCCUUCUUGAGACCACCGGCCUGGCAGAUCCGGGCAACAUAGCGCCUUUAUUCUGGGUUGAUGAGGGACUUGGGAGCACAAUCUACCUCGAUGGAAUCGUAACGCUGGUCGAUACGAAGAACAUCCUGAAGUCUCUUGACGAGCCAGUCGGGGAAGAAGCCGUGAAGAGUGAUGAAGAGGAUCAUAAUCACAAAGGACCAAUCCUUUCGACGGCCCAUUUGCAAAUCUCCCACGCCGACGUGAUAGUCAUCAACAAGUCCGACCUCGUAACUCCAGCGGAGAUGGAGGCUGUCAAAGCCCGCGUCCAAUCCAUCAACGCUCUCGCACGACUCUACGUCACGGAUCACAGCCAAGUGCCUGCACUCGAAGGCCUAAUUCUGGAUCUCCACGCUUACGAUGAUGUGACAG